Messenger RNA from Fusarium graminearum PH-1, 1410 nucleotides. RefSeq lists its product as uncharacterized. Gene Ontology annotation, molecular function: FAD binding. The record is from RefSeq and is a predicted model, not a curated record. The transcript is spliced from 4 exons. The coding region runs from base 1 to 1410 and encodes 469 amino acids. Lineage: Eukaryota; Fungi; Ascomycota; Sordariomycetes; Hypocreales; Nectriaceae.
AUGGGUUUCACAGUCAUUAUUGUCGGAGGGAGUGUGUCGGGCCUUUCAUUGGCCAGCAUGCUCGAAAAGUUCAACAUCAAUUACAUCCUGCUCGAAGCACAUCCUACUAUUGCUCCUCAACUAGGCGCAAGUCUCGGCCUUCUCCCAUCUGGCCUGCGAAUCCUGGAUCAGCUUGGAUGCUACGACAAAAUUCGCAAUAAUGUUGGCAACACCUAUUACGCUGCUCAAAUGCGCUUGUUUAGUGGGAAAACAUGGAUCGACACAAAACCCACCACGUUCUCGGAGAAGCUGGAAGAAAGAAUUGGAUAUCCUCAAACCUUUGUUGAUCGCCAAACCGUCAUUCAAGUUCUGUUCGACAGCCUCAAGUACAAGGAUCGCGUGUUGACAAGUAAACGCGUCAACGUUGUGGAACAUGGCGGCGACCAUGUUACUGUACAUACAACAGACGGAUCAAAAUACACCGGAGAUAUUGUUGUUGGUGCUGAUGGAAUCCACAGCAAGGUCAGGCAAGAGAUGUGGCGGAUUGCAAAUGAUGCAAAGUCUGACCUCUUCAAGCCAGACCCACUGGUUGGCCUUCAAUGCGAGUCCAAGUGCAUCUUUGGGAUUUCCAAAAGGCCUCCUGGUUUGCCUGCGUCACCUCAGCAGAUCAAUGCCUUCUUCAAGAACAGCAACUACAUGAUCAUUUCCGCACCCGAGAACCGUUACUAUUGGUUUCUCUUCACGGAAGCCAAUAAAGUCUAUGGAAAGGAUAUUCCCAGGUACACCAAAGAGGACGAACUCCAGCUUGCGGAGGAACAUUUCGAAGACCAGUUGACCGAAACAACAACUUUCAAGGAUCUUUAUGAACACAGACUGCAAACCUCUCUCGUCAGUAUUGAAGAUCAUGUUUUUCCACGGUGGCAUUAUCGAAGGAUCAUCACGAUCGGUGACGCAGCACACAAGUUGCAUCCCAUCAGUGCCCAAGGAGGUAAUGGCGCCAUGGAGACCGCUGCUGUCCUUGUCAACACUCUUGUUGACGCUCUUCAAGACCAAGAUGCGAAAGGAUCGCUGACAGAAUGCGAAAUUGAUGCAAUCUUCACUGACGUCCAGGCGAACCGAUUCCAACGGGCCGUGGAUGCCGUGAACCAGGGUCGUCGGACAAACUCAGCCUCGAUCAAGGAAACCCUUUUCUCCAAGAUUUUCGUUGACUACUUCUUCCCACGAUUCGGUCAGAGUUUGAUUUUCAGCCUCAUUGUCAAAAACACAAUGAGCGGCCCCUGCAUUGCACGUCUACCAGUACCAGAGAGGUACAUCAUGGCUGUUGAACGUCACCAGAGGCGUAAUCCUAAGAAGAAUUGGACGACCUGGACUUUGAUGUCUCUUGGAGCCGGCUUUCUUUUCGUUUUCAUGUUUUCAAGGAUGAGAGUCUGA